Prosopis cineraria is the source of this 291-nucleotide messenger RNA. Its product is annotated as gibberellin-regulated protein 12-like. The coding region runs from base 1 to 291 and encodes 96 amino acids. The transcript has 3 exons. NCBI's taxonomy places the organism in Eukaryota, Viridiplantae, Streptophyta, Magnoliopsida, Fabales, Fabaceae. The record is from RefSeq and is a predicted model, not a curated record.
AUGGCAAAAGCGGUGAUUCUUCGUUCUGCAUUUCUUCUAAUACUCCUCGCUCUGGCUUUUUUCCUUCCAGUUGCUCAUGCUGGUGGAGAAGGAUCACUUCGUCCAGAACAAUGUGCAAGUGCAUGUGAUUAUCGAUGUUCAAACACUCAAUACAGAAAGGCAUGUUUGACUUUCUGCAAUAAGUGUUGCCAGAAGUGUUUGUGUGUGCCAUCAGGAACAUAUGGUCAUAAGGAAGAGUGUCCUUGCUAUAACAAUUGGAAGACCAAGGAAGGAGGACCCAAGUGCCCUUAA